UGUAGCACCGCUGGUCCCAUCUUGAUGUAAGAGCAGUGCGAGCAAAGCGAACCGUCCAUAUUACAGCUGCCUCGUAAGCACUUUACACGGUGAUGGACCCUCCUGGUGGGGGAGAUGAACGGCGGAGGCAGGCAGAGCGUCUUCGAAGGGAGGAGGCGUACUAUCACUUCAUUAAUGAACUGAGUGAAGAAGAAUACCGUCUAAUGAGAGAUGGCAACCUGCUGGGCACUCCCGGCGAGGUGACUGCUGAGGAGCUCCGCCAGCGUCUGGAUGGAGCAAAAGAACGUUUGUCAUCUCAGCCCCCUACAGAGCAGCGCUCGCAGACUUCUGAGCCUGGAGAGCAGCAGAGCAGCAGCAGUGAGGGAGAGGAGAGAAGCGCUGGAGGGAGACGAGGAGCAGGGGGCACAGAGCCUGGAGCAGAAACUUCUAAUGGUGACUCAUUACUGGAGUGGCUGAACACUUUCAGACGCACUGGUAAUGCUACUCGCAGCGGGCAGAGUGGCAAUCAAACAUGGCGUGCUGUCAGCCGGACCAACCCUAACAGUGGAGAAUUCCGUUUUAGCCUGGAGAUAAACAUCAACCAUGAUCAGCCAGAGCCAGGGGAGCAUAAUGAGACUGUGGACACUGCAGAGCCGCCAGUGACUGCCCCAAACACAUCUUCACCCUCUAUACGAACUGCUGCUUCCUUUUCCACCUCUCGCCCUUCAACCACACCAAGGCCUGCUCCAUACCCUACCCCCCGCCCAGCCAUCAGCAGGCGGGUGCAGACACGCCGUACACGCAGCAGCACUACCACACUUUCUAUGAGCCCCCCUGCACUUCCUUCACCAGUGGCUGCCUCAGCUGCUACUCAGAGGAGAGGUGGCACUUUGCACUCUUUAGCACCUCCUCUCAAUGUUCCAAACCCUCCUCCUGAUCAAACUAUAUCUUUGCAACAUCAAGCCUUGAAUGUAGAUGGAGAGCAGGGGCGGAAUGAUGCAUCUGCUUCUUUAGACUGCCCCCGGGUGUCACCCCAGUCUGCGCCACAGGCCCCAGCAGUGGGACAUGAAUCACGUGGCAGUAGGACUCGAUCGCGUGGUCGUGCACGCAGAGCUCCAUAUGGCAGUGGGCCUUCAUCUCGUGUGUCAAGGCAAAGUCGUUCCCCUUUGCACAGAAUUAGUGCUGCUAGUGCCACUCUGCCCUCGAGCAGUGAUGCCAGCAACUCUUCCAUCAGUACUGUUGAACCAGGCAGUGGCACAGCCUCUGUAUCAAUGGAGACUGAAGAGGCCAUAUCAGAACCUGCUGUUCCGACAGAGCCAGCUGUAGAGAUGGUUGAACGUGAAGGUGAAUCACAAGUAAUCGGAGCAGGAAGUUCAGCCGUGCGACGACACCCAACCAUCAUGUUGGACCUGCAGGUGAGAAGGAUUCGACCUGGUGAAAACCGUGAUCGGGACAGCAUUGCCAGCAGAACACGAUCUCGUGCCCGUGUUGCCGAAAAUACUGUGACAUUUGAAAGCGACAGUGGUGGAUUUAGACGCACCAUCUCUCGUUCUGAGCGAGCUGGGAUUCGCACCUAUGUCAGCACUAUUCGGAUUCCAUUGAGGCGUAUCAGUGAGACAGGCCUGGGGGAGCCCAACUCCACUGCCCUCCGUUCCAUCUUACGCCAGAUCAUGACUGGAUUUGGGGAGCUUAGCUCCCUAAUGGAGACAGAGGCAGAUUCUGACACUGUUGCACCUAACCACGCAGAUACCAGUGGUACAAAUAGUAACAUCAACCCGGGCAGUCGUCUGCAUACAAAUGAAAGUACACCUGGCCAAGUUGGUACAGGUGGGGUAGUUCAGGAGAGGGUGGGGCUGGUGGGAGCUGAUGAGGACCACAAUGGGCAGGCCAGACUCGGAGGAGGAGUAGUGAGCACCACAGACGGACGGGCUACCAGCAGAGACACCAAUAACCUAGUAGAGAAUGGAACUUUACCCAUCUUGCGGCUGGCGCAUUUCUUCUUACUCAAUGAUGAAGAGGAUGAUGAACAUCCUAGGGGCCUGACCAAAGAGCAGAUUGACAAUCUAUCAACACGUACCUAUGGUCAGGCCAGCCUGGAGGGGGAGAUUGGUCGAGCCUGCAGCGUCUGCAUAAACGAGUACAUCCAAGGCAACAAGCUGCGCCGCCUCCCCUGUUCCCACGAAUUCCACAUCCACUGCAUCGACCGCUGGCUCUCUGAAAAUAACACCUGCCCCAUCUGCAGGCAGCCUAUACUUUCAGUGCAUCAUGACUGACCUAUUUGCUCACAAAUACAACUACCAUGCUCCUUGCUCACUGACUGAGCAAACCCAAGUGGGCUUUGCAUGUAAAUAGCGCUUUCAUGGUUUAAUUUCUUUGAAUAUAUCCAUUGUGUUGAAGAAGGUUGAACCAAAAGUGUGGAAUAAGAAACUAUAAAUGCAGAGACUAAACAAAACUUUAUUUUUUUAGACCUUUGGUUUUCAACAACUCAUUGUUAUUUCAUUUUCUUCUUCCUGUGACCUAGUUUGCUGGUCUCUGCGAAAACGCUUCAGAGACUCAUGUCUAUAGAAGGCAUUAAAGCUUAUUAAGGAGCUCCUGUAGCCGCUGCUGAAUAGUCUCACUUUAAAUCUUUGAUGUCUGACACACGACGUCUCUCUCACAACUGGACUAUACAAAUCACUUCUAGGCUUGAUUUAUCUUCCAUUAUAGGCUGUAAAUAACUCACCACUGCUUAUAUUUAAAGGUUUUGAAGAAAGCUGCUCUUCACAUGCCAUUUAUUUAGAAUGUAAGCAGGAAGCCUUAUGUUCAUUUCAUUGUAAUUUUAGCUUCAACAUCCAUUACAAUGGUUAAGAAGUGUAUGAUUUAUUGGAUAAAAAUGAGCAAGGUCUUCAAAUCACAACAAACUGUCGCCUUGAGGCGACAGUUUGUUGUGAUUUGGCGCUAUAUAAAUAAAAUUGAAUUGAAUUGAAUUUAGAAGUUUUACUCUGGCCAUCUGGUAGUAUUUGUUUGAGCCCUUAAGUCCCAUAUAAUUGCAAUAUAGAAGUCAUUCAUUAAAGUCACCUGCUAAAACCAGCCAUUAUGAAACCAUUAACAUUAGCCAUAUGAGCAGCACAAUUUGAAUGAAAUGCAGAAUGUGAUAAUCAGGAAUUCAGACUUGUCCGUAUGAGUUGUGCAAUAGAGGGAAAAGACAGUAUUGUUUGUUUUUGCUGUUCAUUGUUGUUUACAUUGUAAUGCCUGAUUAUCAUCUCCACUUAAGCAAAGCAUUCUUAUCUAUGAAAUCAAUGUUUGAGCUCAGUUCCUGUUGCUGUUUUUAGGCUCACACCUAACGGGACCUUUGGCAUGAGGUUGCAUAGUUAGCCUGUCACAUGGAAUAUAAAAAAGGAAAUACAUUUUCAGUUUUUGCAGUUCUCCAGGUAACUCAAAGUCCUUACUUAAUGAGAUGGGUUUUGUUUGUUUUGUUUUUUUUUGCAUUAGUUCUGAUGCUGAAAUUCUCCAAUAAUGUUCUGCUAAUGAGAACCCCCCCCCCCCCUCCCUCCACGAUUGGGUCUGUGCAAUGGUUGCUACCUGUUUAAGUUCCAGUACCAGUGCACACAUGUGAAUAAGGCUGUGUUAGUAAUGUAUUUCUCUAUGCUCUUUAUCAUUUGUUUUUACAUAACAUGGACAAAUGUUGCAUUUCUAGUGUACGACAGGUGGGAUAUUUAGCUGAACCACACCAGUCAGCAUGUUCCCACCAGAGUCACUUUGUACAUCAGUGAUUACACAGGAGCUAAUCUGUCUCUGCGGUUAACGCAUCACUAACAAAACUGCAGGAUCGGUGCGGUUUAUUCUGUAAGAAUGUGCGAGUGUGUGUGUGGUAUAAUUGUAUAUGUGUGAGGGGAAAAGUCCAGUGUACCGAUAAAACCUGGUUCUCAGAAAGCUUCUGUCUGGUGAAUGUCCACCUUGGAGAAAGUUGUGGGCAAUUCAGGAGUGACUAUUUAUUCUGUUCGUAUUUAAUAAGAUGGAAAUCAACCUUUGAAAUAUGAAAUGUGUUACAAUGUGAUGAGAGUAAAUAAAACCGCUAUGAUGAACAUGUUACUAUGUAAUAAAAAGAAGACCUUGGUUUUCUUCUCUGCUCCUUAA
This is a messenger RNA of Archocentrus centrarchus (flier cichlid), 4095 nucleotides long. RefSeq names its product ring finger protein (C3H2C3 type) 6 (gene rnf6). Gene Ontology annotation, biological process: positive regulation of DNA-templated transcription; ubiquitin-dependent protein catabolic process; protein ubiquitination. Gene Ontology annotation, molecular function: ubiquitin protein ligase activity. Gene Ontology annotation, cellular component: nucleus. The record is from RefSeq and is a predicted model, not a curated record. The transcript is spliced from 4 exons. Bases 93 to 2252 code for a protein of 719 amino acids. Lineage: Eukaryota; Metazoa; Chordata; Actinopteri; Cichliformes; Cichlidae.